Messenger RNA from Dracunculus medinensis (Guinea worm), 444 nucleotides. NCBI's taxonomy places the organism in Eukaryota, Metazoa, Nematoda, Chromadorea, Rhabditida, Dracunculidae. The record is from the annotation of a GenBank genome assembly.
UUUCAUAGAACUGUUCGAUGGGCAAGUUUUAUAGAUUUGGGAAUGGACAACGAUGAUGUAGAUCAAAAUAUUCUAUCUGCUGAUCCGAUUCCACUGGAUACAAUCAGUGGUUCGAUUUUGAGAAAAGUUAUCCAAUGGUGCCAGUAUCAUAAGGACGAUCCAGAAACACCAGAAGAAAUGGAUAGUAAAGAAAAGCGCACAGAUGACAUUCCUCCAUGGGAUGUUGAAUUUCUCAAAGUCGAUCAGGGAACUCUAUUUGAAUUAAUUUUGGCUGCAAAUUUCCUGGAUAUCAAAGGUUUAUUGGAUGUGACAUGUAAAACUGUUGCGAAUAUGAUCAAAGGGAAAUCACCGGAGGAAAUCCGACGAACUUUCAAUAUUAAAAAUGAUUUUACUCCGGAGGAAGAAGAACAGAUUCGAAAAGAAAAUGCGUGGUGCGAAGAUUGA